AUGUCAGUCGUAUUGCUUCUCACAGUGAGAGGCUUGGCAAUUCCUAUUACCGAUGAUCCCCGAGAUAAAGGGCUCAACAGCGGUCCGAAGAAGGAUUGGAUUUAUCGUCUGAACUGUUCGACCUCGGCCAAUGCCUUCUUUUGCCAGCAUCAUGGCGCCUACUGCUCAACACAUUUUGUCCACGGCAGCGCCUUCUGCCAGCGAGAUUGCAUAUGUAUCAUUGAUGCCACUUGUAACCGUCCAGAUUGUUCACCGGUGGAGGCUGCUGCCGAAGACUCGAUCGAUUCUGGGAACUCCCAGACUUCUUCCAUCAGCACCUCUACUGAUAUACCGGUUCCUACCCCUUUGGCCAUUUGA
This is a messenger RNA of Penicillium verrucosum, 357 nucleotides long. RefSeq lists its product as uncharacterized. The record is from RefSeq and is a predicted model, not a curated record. Bases 1 to 357 code for a protein of 118 amino acids. The transcript has a single exon. Lineage: Eukaryota; Fungi; Ascomycota; Eurotiomycetes; Eurotiales; Aspergillaceae.